This is a messenger RNA of Rotaria sordida, 1312 nucleotides long. The record is from the annotation of a GenBank genome assembly. Lineage: Eukaryota; Metazoa; Rotifera; Eurotatoria; Philodinida; Philodinidae.
AGAAAAUUUACAGAAUUGUUUUUUUUAGAUCAGUCAAAUUUUGGUUUGUCAUCUUUCUACUGCGAAAAUGAUAUUAUCUUGUACAAAAAUGGCUUAUUUGAAAAAAACAGAGUGAAUAUGUGUAUUCUUUGCCAAAAAUACCAUAGCUCUCUUUCAAAAGAACAAAUACCGAAGUUUUCAGCUGCGAAUAACAUGUGGCUAGGUGAUAUAACGUAUUACAAGGGUUGACGAUUCCAGAAGAAAAAUUAAUAUCACUCUAUCGUCACAAUAGGUGUAUAAUAAAACUUCAAUCACCUUUUCAUUCAACUACAACUGCUCAAACAGCAUUGAAAGGAAAUUGUAUUACCUUCCUUCAAAAUGUACCAAAUAUUGUCAAUAGUUUGCCACUUACACUUGCUGAUCUUAGUGAUACACUUAAAGUAAUUUUUAUUGGAGCUCGGCCACCUGAUCGUCUUCAUCUUAAAAAAGUUUUGACAGUACGGAAGAAGAGAAUUAUUCAGGCAUUACAAUGGCUAAAAAAAUAUAAUAUACUUUAUCAAAACAUCAACAUAAAUCUUGAAAAUAUUGCUCAAUUACCAGAAGAUGAUGUACCCAAAUGCAUCAUGUCAACUUUAGAACAAAAGAUAGGUGAUGAAGAAGGUCAAUCUGAAAGAAUUGGAUAUGUUCCUGAUCCAUUAAUGAAUCCAAAAGAAUGCACUACUGCAGUUGUCAUAUCUAUCAGUAAUAGUGGUGUUCUUGAUGUUAAUGGCUCAUCAGUAUCAUCAGAUGAAAUUGUUAAUUACUUUUUACACAAAAUAAAAACAAAUGACCAAGCAGUUACUGAAAACGUUUACUUAAUUCCACAUUCAUCGAAAUCUGUCAAUGAAUAUUUCAAUCCAAAAUUAUUAACUGGUUUAUAUCCAACUUUAUUCUGUUAUGGACGAGGAGCACCUGAAGAUCAAUCACGUCCAAUUGAAAUCAAAUUUAAAGAACAUAUACGUUAUCUAUUAUCUUAUAAUGAUCGUCGCUUUGAAACAAAUCAUAGUUUCAUAUUUGUAGUUUUCAACUUAUUGCAACGACGUGAUGCUUGUUUUCAUGCUCAAUUAAUCGCAACAAAACCUUAUUUUCAAGCAUCAGCUAAUGAAAUCCAAUCAAUUAAUAGCAAAGAUAUUGAAAUGGCUCUGGACAACAAUUCCAAAAGAACAUACAAUACAGAAGCAAAUAGUGCAUUAAAUAAACUUCUACAACAUAUUAAAACUGUCGGUGGUCGAGUUAUGGGAUCAGCAUAUUCAAGAACAGCUUUACGUACUCGUAUACAUGCACUUAUUUUUAA